UCGACGGCCUCAGCGCUCGGCUGAGGGGCUCGGCGCGCGGCCCGGCUGCCGGCGCAUGCUCUGUGAGCGCCCGCGGGGGUUUCCGCGCGUGCGCGCUGCGCGGCGCUCCCUUUCUGCCCCUGCGCUGCAGCCGCCAUGGCGCCUGUGAAGAAGCCCGCAGCGAAAGGCGGCAAAAAAAAGAAGCAGGUGCUGAAGUUCACACUGGACUGCACCCACCCGGUGGAGGACGGCAUCAUGGACGCCGCCAACUUUGAGCAGUUCCUGCAGGAAAGGAUCAAGGUGAAUGGCAAAGCAGGGAACCUGGGCGGGGGCGUGGUGACCAUCGAGAGGAGCAAGAGCAAGAUCACGGUCACGUCGGAGGUUCCCUUCUCAAAGAGGUACCUGAAAUACCUGACCAAGAAGUACCUGAAGAAGAACAACCUCCGUGACUGGCUGCGCGUGGUGGCCAACAGCAAGGAGAGCUACGAGCUCCGCUAUUUCCAGAUCAACCAGGACGAGGAAGAGGAGGAGGAGGAGGAUUGAGCCUCGUUGUGGCCCUUUUUGUACAGUUACAGCUUGCCUGCAAUAAACGGCGGGGAGCGAUGUCGCUGCCCGCGAUCGGCGGCGGCA
Pezoporus occidentalis (night parrot) is the source of this 609-nucleotide messenger RNA. It is a transcript of the gene RPL22, whose product is annotated as ribosomal protein L22. Lineage: Eukaryota; Metazoa; Chordata; Aves; Psittaciformes; Psittacidae. Gene Ontology annotation, cellular component: ribosome. The coding region runs from base 136 to 522 and encodes 128 amino acids. The transcript has 4 exons. Gene Ontology annotation, molecular function: RNA binding; structural constituent of ribosome. The record is from RefSeq and is a predicted model, not a curated record. Gene Ontology annotation, biological process: cytoplasmic translation.